GUAAUGCUUUCAAGUUUUUUCAGUCGCUAUUUUCUGGUUCGGUGUUUUUUUCAUGUAUUUAAUGGAUAGGUGCUUAAUUUUUUAGCUUAAUUGACCUGAAUCGGUUUUUAUAGUAUUUUUAUUUUAGGUUUUAUAGUUCUUUAUUUUACAAGCAUGUCUUUUCAAUAUGUUACCAUCUACUACGGGCCUUGCGAUUCCUUUCAUACGGUUACUCAUAAACCACAGAAGCUACGAGGACUGAAAGAUCGGCUUCAAAAGCUCGGAUAUAGAGUCGACCUCGUGCCAGUUCUCUUCAUAAAUUACUGCAUGUUGGAGAUAUGUGGACACGAGGUAUUCCGCUGCAACAUCCAGAACCUUUCAUUCAACACACCCCACUACCUGGAUCCAGUCUGCCAACGAGCUAUCGUAGCGUGCCAAAAUGCCACAGCCAAGCUGCUCCGCGCUCGCAACUACCUGUGGUUCUUUCGUCUCAUCGAAGACCAGAUCUUCAAUCGGUCACCGUACUCCCCCACGGACUACUGGCCGCUGCAGACGACGGAGCUGGAGCCAUUUGCCACGUGCCUGGAUUGUGUUAAGUGUUGUGGGAUACUUGCACGGAAAAAGGAAUAAAUAUCCUAACAUUA
Ostrinia nubilalis (European corn borer) is the source of this 623-nucleotide messenger RNA. Its product is annotated as UPF0728 protein C10orf53 homolog. The transcript is spliced from 3 exons. The record is from RefSeq and is a predicted model, not a curated record. NCBI's taxonomy places the organism in Eukaryota, Metazoa, Arthropoda, Insecta, Lepidoptera, Crambidae. Bases 154 to 609 code for a protein of 151 amino acids.